AUACAUAACUUUUAACUACGCGGUAGACUACAAAACUUAAUAAACUCUUUUCAUUCUUUUUGAUGAAUCGUUUCAUUGAAUUGGAUUUCUAACCUUAACUUUUUGAAUGCAACGAAAGUUGAUCAACAAAUGAUGUCGGAUACAACUAAUCAAAAAUUAUUUUAUAACACUAUAUUGUCACAAGCUUUCUCCCCGGAUGGAAAUUAUUUAUUAGCUGGAAAUAUUUACGGAGAUAUUUCAGUUUUCGAGUUAUUGAAAGCUCUAGGACCGCAUAAAGUCGAAGAAAAUGAAUUACAAGGCCCCAGUUAUCAUUUCACUGCACAUCCCGAUCAACAAGUGGAAAGUAUGGUUUCAACAGACAAUUUCUUAGUAACAGGAACAUCAGGAGAAAUAUGUGGAUGGGAUUGGAAAAUAGUUACUUCGAGUAAAGCUCCAAAAAGCAAAGUAUCAUGGACCAUACAACUUCCAGUUAAUAAGGACAGUUACGAAAAACCAGAUGUAAAUUAUUUAGUAUAUUCAAAAUCAAAUAACAUUCUGUAUGCUGGUUGUGGUGAUAAUAAUAUUUAUGUAAUUACUCUAGAAGAUGGUAGAAUAUUAAGAAGCUUAGAAGGACAUACAGACUAUAUUCAUUGCCUAUCCUUAAUGGGUAAUCAAUUAGCUUCAUGCGGCGAAGAUGGAACAGUAAGGUUGUGGGAUUUACGAAAAAGAGAAAACACCAAUAUAUUAACUCCACAUUUAGUAGACAAAGUUGCCAGACCAAGAUUUGGAAAAUGGAUUGGCGCCAUAGACUUCACGGAAGAUUGGCUGCUAUGUGGUGGUGGUCCAAGUUUAUCUUUAUGGCAUAUGCGUACGAUGGAAGCAGCUACUGUGUUCGAGCUUCCGGAUGAAGGCAUCCACGUGGCAAACAUCUACGAAGAGCGUGUAAUAGCUGCUGGGACGGCACCUCACGUUUACCAUCUAACUUAUCAAGGAGAAAUGUUAGCUAAAGUGCCAACUUCCAGCAAUACCGUAUAUAGUAUUGUAUAUCAGGAAAAUCCACAAAAAGUGUUCAGCAUAGCCGGUUCCUCGAACAACAUAGACGUCUGUACGAACUUUAAUUACCGCGAGUUAAUGUUAAAGUUUGCUUAAUAGAAAUAAAAUAUUACAACAGAAAAACCUACCGAUUGAUUUACAGAAGAAUGUGAUCUCAUUAUGUAUGUAUAUAUAUAUAUUUUUUAAUAAAUAUAUUAAUACAA
This is a messenger RNA of Bombus terrestris (buff-tailed bumblebee), 1235 nucleotides long. RefSeq names its product THO complex subunit 6 homolog (gene thoc6). Gene Ontology annotation, cellular component: transcription export complex; THO complex. The coding region runs from base 130 to 1128 and encodes 332 amino acids. The record is from RefSeq and is a predicted model, not a curated record. Gene Ontology annotation, molecular function: protein binding. The transcript is spliced from 5 exons. Lineage: Eukaryota; Metazoa; Arthropoda; Insecta; Hymenoptera; Apidae. Gene Ontology annotation, biological process: mRNA export from nucleus.